GCCCCCGACGGGCCCAGGCAAGGCCGUGAUUGACGCCGGGCCGCGCGGGGCCCGGGCUCGCCGCGCCGGGGGAGCGCCCGGGAGGGAGGGGGCGGCGUCGUUUUCGGCUGCUGUUUCGCCCGCGAGAGCCGAAGGGAUGAGUUUUUAACGCUCUCGAUCUCGGUGAAGUUCCUUCAGAAGGUCGUGUCAACUUUGCUAUCUGUGCUGCUGAAAGAAUGUAGCGGAAAUGAUAGCCGAGCUCAACGCAGCCAGCAGCCUUCCCAGCCAAAAAGUGAAUGCUGUCCAUGAUGAGACUGUGCCUGAGUCUGCUGUGCAGAAUGGCACCUGUGUGAGAAACGGCAACCUGAAAACACCAAGAGAGAAACGGAAGGUCCGAGAACAGUGUGAAAACAUAAGGAGGAAUUCUACCAGUAGCAGGAGAGUGAACCGGCUGCAGAAUGGCGAAGUCAUUGAGGCAGUUACAUUGUUUGAAGUGGUUAGCAUGGGGAAGCAGGCCAUGCAGUCUGUAGUAGAUGACUGGGUUGAAGCUUAUAAACAAGACAGGAAUGUGGCACUUCUAGAUCUGAUCAACUUCUUCAUUCAGUGCUCAGGCUGUCAAGGCAUGGUAACAGCAGAGAUGUUUCAAAGUUUGCACAAGAAGGAUGUCAUGCGAAAAAUGACAGAGACCUUUGAUGAGGAAACUGGGUUGCAGUACAAGAAAUUCAUGGCCUAUCCUUGGAUCCUGACAGUUACUUGGCCGGUGGACAUGGACAAUGAAGACUACCCACUGAUCAGAACAGGACCCUAUUGGAAGAAGUUCAAGGCCAAUUUCUGUGAAUUUAUUGCAGUGCUUGUCCAGCAGUGCCAGUGCAGCAUCCUGUAUGAUAGCUACUUGAUGGACACUGUCAUCUCGCUGCUUACAGGCUUAGCGGACUCCAUGGUCAGAGCAUUUAGACACACAAGCACUUUGGCAGCAAUGAAACUUUUGACGGCAGUUGUAAGCGUCCAUCUGAACCUUGAUGUCAACAAGCACAAUGCUCAAAGAUUAUAUGAGGUGGAGAAGCAGAGGAUAAGUGGCAAGAGGACCAGUUACAGACUUGACCAGCUAGAGAGAAAAAGGAAAGAGUAUGAGCACAAGCUUCUAGAGAUACAGAACAUGAUGAAUGCUAUUUUCAAAGGGACAUUUCUAAACCGUUACCGUGAUGUGAUCCCUGAGAUCCGAGCGACUUGCAUUGAAGAAAUUGGCAGCUGGAUUAAAACGUACCCAGAUGCUUUUUUAAAUGAUAGCUAUUUAAAAUAUGUUGGAUGGAUGCUGUAUGAUAAGCAAGCUGAAGUGCGGUUGAAGUGUCUUCUGGGACUGCAGGGAAUUUAUAGCAGAAAAGAACUUGUUUCCAGGAUGGAUCUCUUUACUAGCAGAUUCAAGGAUCGAAUUGUGUCCAUGCCUCUGGACAAGGACCAUGAAGUAGCAGUUCAAGCCAUGAAACUCUUGAUGCUUAUGUCACAGAACUGUGAGAAUGUGUUAUCAGCUGAAGACUGUGAAAUGUUAUACCAGUUUGUUUAUACCACACACCGUCCACUUGCAGUAGCAGCUGGGGAAUUCCUUUAUAAAAGGCUGCUUAUUUCUGAGGGAGGUGAAGUUCAGCCCAAAGGAGGAAGAGAGUUUGGGGCAAGUACUGACCAGUUGAAAAGAUUAAUACACUUUUUCCUGGAGAGUGAGCUACACAAACACGUUGCAUACCUUAUAGACAGCUUAUGGGACUGGGCAGGCAAAUUUCUGAAGGACUGGGAGUGCAUGACAACUCUUCUAUUAAAAAAUGCUGAAGAAGAUGGAGAAGCACUGAGCGAUGCCGAGGAAAGUGCUCUCAUUGAAAUUAUCCUUGCAACGGUUAGAGAAGCAGCUGAAGGUCAUCCUCCAGUGGGCAGAGGUGCAGCCAAAAAAAUUCUGUCAGUAAAAGAGAAGAAAAUACAAUUGGAAGAUUGUACCAAAAUUACUGAACACUUUAUUAUGGUGCUUCCUCAGCUCUUGGCAAAGUAUUCAACAGAUGCACAAAAAGUGGCAAAUCUUCUGCAGAUUCCUCAGUAUUAUGAUUUAGAUGUUUACAGUACAGGACAUCAAGAGAAGCAUUUGGAUGCUUUGCUGAGAGAGGUAAAAGACAUUGUGGCCAAACACUCUGACAUGUCUGUCCUCGAGGCUUCCUCCAGGACUUAUUAUAUCCUCUGCAGUGAAGAAAUUGGCAUUUAUAGCCAGGUGGAUUGUGCUCGAACUCAACUGAUAGAUGAGUUGAUGGAACAGCUUAACCAGCUACUAGAUGGCUUCUGGCAAAAGGAAGGAGAAUUUUGUAUGGAUGCAGGAGCAAUUUCCUGGAUGAACUCUGCUUUGAGAAGAGUAGCAGCUUUUCAUAAUGCCCAUGAUCUCACCAAAUGGAAUCUGUAUGACAAGACUUUAAGGUUCCUGGUGUUUGAAAUGGAACAUGGGAGUUUGCCUGUUCUGAUUAUCCUGCCAGCUCUCCAGUGCACUUAUUUUUCUCUCCUGUGGCAGCUAUCUGCAGUUUCAGAAAAUUCUACCAAGGAGACUCUUUUUCCACUAAGAAGGGAGCUGAGACGUUUCAGUCAGAUUUGCACGUGCUUCCUCCAACAUAAGGAAAAAGAUGUAAGAGAAAAGGUCUUCAUGAUACUCUGUGACUGGUUGCUGAUUUUGAGUCAUCAGGAUUCAAAUAAUAAGGAAGAAGCAAUUGGACUUCUAGGUUAUCUUCCUAACACGUCACUUCAGGAAAAACUGUUUUUGUUUAUCCGGGAACAUGUUUUUGUGGAUGAAGAAGAGGAAAGAAAAGACCUGACAGAAGAGGAAGAGAAAAAGGAUGAAAGUUGCAAACUUGAUGACUUGCAUAGAAAGCGGAGUCUUCUUGCAGCAUAUUGCAAGUUAAUAGUGUAUAAUGUGGUAGAGAUGACUGCAGCUGCUGAGAUCUAUAAGUAUUACGUGAAGACCUACAAUGAUUUUGGAGACAUAAUUAAAGAACUGUUAAGCAAGAUGAGACACAAUAACAAAAUGCAGAGUGCCAAGACACUGAUUCUUUGUCUGCAGCAGCUGUUUCAGACACAUGCAGAAAGCCAAGACAGCAGUAGUGGUGUGGACUUCUCCUCUGCUUCCUUUACAAACAUCAAAGAACUUGCUCGUCGCUUUUCACUAACAUUUGGUUGGGACCAAGUGAAAUCUAGAGAAUCUAUAGCCAUGAUACACAAGGAAGGGAUUGAAUUUGCUUUUCAAGGAGCUACUGGAGUAGAUGGAAAAUGCUUGCCUCCUAACUUGGGCUUUCUGUUAAUCAUCAGUGAAUUUUCCAACAAGCUGUUAAAGCCAGACAAAAGACUAGUGUACACUUACUUACAGAGGUACAUACAAGAACCACUGCCCUGCAGAGGAGAUGAAUGGCAGCCCUUGGUCUGGUACAGAAACUCUUUAUUGGCAAAUGAAGAUGAGGAGAGCUCUGCCCUCGGCAGUUUGGGAGAGUGGCCCCCUGUGGGCACAUCUAAGACAACUUCUUUUAAAAGGAAAUUGUCUAAUGGGUCUUUGCCUGAAACCAGCCAGACUGAAGUAGCAAGCAAAGCCCCAGAACAGCAGUGCACUUCCCAGCUUCCCUCUGCAGCAGGAAAAAACAGAAAGAGGCUGAAAUCUCGAGAGAUGUGCUUGCAGGAACGUUUGCCAUUCCUUUGUCCAGGAGGGCUACGCAGAAGAUACUGCAAAGAUGAGAUUAAGACAGAAGAUGUCUCAGAGGACGGUCAAGCAGGAGGCACAGCAGAAGAUGUUGAUGUUGAUGUUGUUGGUGCAGAUCAGGACAGUUAAGACACUGAGAGGAUGAACAGAAGCGAAGAACACACUAUGUUUUUUUCUGCAAAUUGUUUAACUUGAAAAUGUGGUUGUGAGGGCAUCCACUGAGACAGCAGGAGACACGUAUCAAGGUGAAUCUCUGCCUGUGGGCAUCCACCCAGAACCAGUUCGUAGCACUGCGGUUGAUUUCUCCCUGUUGCUGGUUGUGGGCAUUACUCAUGUGGCUGCUGCACUUCCAAGGCUGUGGGUGUUAGGAGCAUCGGUACUCAAUUGCAUCCUGGUCCUUGAUGCUGCCUUGGAAAAAUUACCAACUGAAGGACUGGAAUCAGGGUAUAGACAAAUUUUGAAUCAAAGACUCUAUGAACUAGGUGAGACAAGUUUGUUCAAAUCAGGGCAGGGGCAGAGUUCCUCUGGAUGUGUUCUUUAUCAUUGAGGUAACCAAGGUGGAUAUCUACUUGUUUCCUCUUACCUGAUGCUGGGGAGAAAGGAGCCUGGCCCAGUUAUGAACACUGUGACCUGCUGGGUGACGGCAAGUGCCAUUUCCUGCCUGUAAAAUGGAAAACCUGGAUCAAAUAAUCUGAAAGUAUUUCUAAAUUCCAUUGCUUAGAGAGAUGUGGUUAGUGGUCUGUGGGCAUCAGGACAUGUUCCCAGGAGACUUGCAUCAAGGCUUCUAAGUAACAAAGAAAGAAACAGCAGACCAGCUGACUGAGUACUUUCCUCUGGAAGAAAUCCCUUGUACACAGCGAUCAUGUGGUAUUUACUUGGAAAAUGUAAAGCCUGGAAAGACAAUGUAAAUAGACUGUAAAUAAUUACGAGUAGGGUUUUUUCAUUAAGAGUUUGCAAAUGAUCUUCACUCAAGACUGUUCAGAGGCAGUAGGCGGGGGAGUGGUGGGUGCUUUCACUGACACUUUGGCGCUGCUCCAUGGAAUUGUAUAUUGCAGUAAUGCUAUCAGCUUUUUUAUAUAUACAUAUAUAUAUAUUUUGGAUUGUAACUGUAAAAUAAACUACAGAACUACUGCUGUCCAUUAGUACUGAAUGUGCAAGUGAUACUCCCACACUAUGUCUGGAGGAAAGAAGAGCAGCAAUGCCUGCUGGCCUUCCUGUUUGUUCUGUUAUUCAACAGGCUGAGAAGGGAGUUCCUAUAAACAUGGAAGUGAAAGCCAUGACUGUCUCCCAGGUAUUGGGUACUCUGAAUUGGCAACAGUAAAGCCAUGUUUCCUUUUGUGUAGUUGGGGUUGCAGUGGGCUAAUGCAAGGGGUGAGGUAGCACUCCUAAGAUAAUGCAGUUCUUAGUUGCCCUGUGACUUGGUCAGUAACUCCCCGUACCUGGACCAUGGUAGUGAUGUUUCCCUAAUCCAUCCAGAUUUGUGGAUUUAGGCCUAAGCAUGCACCAGGUAGGCAGAAUACAGCUUGACUAAGCAAACAGUUAUCCCUGGGAUCACAUCAAGCAUACAGCUGCUUUAAUUUUUGUAUGGGAAUUACCCUACUGGGGAAAGGUACAGUAAUCGUUAUAGUUCAUGUAAGAAAAGGCACUUCCACAGUACCAGCAUAAUUUGCUCUUCUUAGGAGAGAAGGGAGUUGGUUAUCACAAGUAUAAUAGAGAGUAGGAUUUAACAGGCACUUCAUUAAACACAAAGUGUCAGCAACAGCUACAGGCUCUGCAGGAGAGAUCGACCUUGCACCAUAGCUCUGUGUAACAGAGAAAUGUCACUGUGUGCUGAGAAAGCCUGUGGCUGUUCAUUGCCCAUUUACAAACCCCAUUUUUAGGAAGGGUUUCAGGUAGGAAAAAGCAGCAGGCCACCACCUCUUGUACUGCAACAGAUGUUCAGGAUCACGUAGAAAAGGUGGUUGCUCAUCCUUUCCCACAGCACCUUAAGGAACAGAGCUUAACAUAAAUGCUCUGUGUAUCUUUACUGUUUAAAAGCUCCAAACCAUGGGCAAAAGGUAUCCAACUAACAGUGGAGAAAUUUGACAUUAGUGAGUCUCUAUUAAAAUCGGAAUAAUCAAUCCCAAUUAUCUUUUUUUUUAAGAAUCCUUUGAAUGGUAUUAAAAUGACUUGAGUUUUCCUCAGUAAGGUUCCCCAACACUUUAGCAAUAGGUUUCAUUACUUAAGAUACACAGGUGUGUAGGUCUGUACAGGAGAUGGUGUGGUGAGUCGAGCAGAACAGAUUUCUCUGCACCACUCCCAGCUGCUCAGCAAUACUCUCUUUUGGAUGAAGAAAAACCUGCUAGAGGCUGAUUGCUCUGAAUAUGCAGCUUGUUGUCAUUAUCAACCCAGACUGCAUACCUGUGUAACCCAUCCUAUUGUGAGUUGUUCUUUAGUAGUAAGACAUUACUGUGUGCAGUAUGUAACAAUUAGAAGUGUUACAUUACAUGUAGGAAAAUCUUUAUUUGAAAAUACAAACAUGUUUUUUAAACAUUUUAAAG
Molecule: messenger RNA, 6228 nt
Organism: Lepidothrix coronata (blue-crowned manakin)
Lineage: Eukaryota; Metazoa; Chordata; Aves; Passeriformes; Pipridae
Product: cohesin subunit SA-2-like
Exons: 33
Coding region: 227-3817 (1196 amino acids)
Biological process (GO): sister chromatid cohesion
Cellular component (GO): chromatin; cohesin complex; nucleus
Molecular function (GO): chromatin binding
Source: RefSeq, a predicted model, not a curated record